ACUUCACACAAAAAUUGGCUAUCUACAACAUUCUCGCCAUCUUACUACUACUGUUUCUCCCCUUAAAGUCCAGCUCCCAAUCGACGGUGCAGCCCAACACCGACUGUUGAAGUGUAUAAAAUGAAUUGCCCGUCUUUCCCUAUCAGCUUAGGCUUUUAGGUGCAACUGGCUGGUGCAUGCAACUUAAUAUGGUAUCAGAGCCAGAGGUCUCGAGUUCGAAUCCUAGCUGACGCGCAAUUAAAUAAAAUAAUUGUAGCCCACUCUAAUAUUCCACGCUUGAGACUUGAGGGGGUCUCACCUCUUCCUCCCAAGUUUCCACAUAGCCAAACCAAUUCCAGCCUCCAUUUACAGCCUCAAGAACCUGACUUCCAUAGACCUCUCUUACAACAAUCUCACCGGUGAUUUCCCCACUGUGCUAUACGCUUGCUCAGCUUUAGAGUUACUUGACCUAUCCAACAAUCAAUUAUCCGGCAGACUCCCUGACGACAUCGACAAGCUGUCCUCAGAUAUGCAGCAUCUCAACCUGUCCAACAGCAUCGUGCCCAUCUCCGUAAUCGCUGGUGGCGUGGUCAUCUUUGCCGUAGGAUGUGUUGUCGCAUCCUGCAGAUGCAGGGCUCGCAAUGACGACAUGACUCCUAUAGUUUUAAGUGAUAAAAUGGAGGAUCAUCUAGUCCACAACGCUGUGGACGUAAACAGGAUCAGUAGCACAGGCACAACGACAGGAGACCCACUGUACCGUUUGGGGGUUAUUAACGACAGCAGCGACACCUACAGGAGAUUAACUGUGAAGAAGAUGCAGAACGAGACCAGGAGUGUGGACGCCGAACUCGAGAACCGGCGCCAAACGGAGGAGACCACGCUCGGCAUGAUCGUCCACCCCAACAUCAUUAUCCUGUUAGGCUACAUUCGGAGGAACGAAAUGAUCUUGAUUCUGUACGAGGACAUGGAGAACGGCAGCCUGGACAAGUGGAUACACCACAACACGCAGGCCGGCGAGAGGCGCCUGCGCCCGCCGCUGGGCUGGCGAAAGCGGCUGGCCAUCGUCAUUGACGUCGCCGGAGCAAUCCUCUACAUGCAUCACGGUUGUCGAAGGCCGAUCAUUCACGGCGACAUCAAGCCGGCCAACAUCCUACUUGACGGCAACUUCAAGGCCAAGAUCUCUGGCUUCAGUUAUGCCCGGAUCAAUCUUGCCGGCCGCAACACGCUGUUGGGAAACGUCCGUCUUCAUGCAGGGGCCUUCGGGUAUUUUGCUCCAGAGUAUGCGGACACCGAAGUGAGCGAGAAGGUCGACGUGUACAGCUUUGGCGUCGUCCUGCUGGAGAUCGUCACGGGAAAAGUAGUCAACGAUCAGCACGGCCAUCUGACGACAUGGGCAAAAGCCUACUUGAAUACAUGGGCACGGCAAGGCUACGACGAUAAGUUAUUCACCGACGAUGUCCUUGACAACGAUAUCGCCUCUGACGCGGCACGGUACUUGAAGGAGAUGAAGGCCGUGUUCAAGCUCGGCGUGGAGUGCACCAUGAUGGACCCGCAGCGCAGGCCGUCCAUGCAGACUGUUCUUCGACGCCUCCGCCAGUGUGCCCGCUGGUGGAGACGAUUCCCCUGUUUCGUCUGAUCGAUCACUUCCAUAUCAAAUCGUCUUGUUUAUUACCCCUCCGUCUAAAAAAAUCAAUCCUACCUACGAACAUGUACACACGUGUUCACUAGUUGCAUCAUUUUCUUUCUGUUACAAGCAAACAUUCUCGUGCAUUGAGGAGGACGGGUAAAAUGUUCCCCUCCAUGCUUUAGCGUAUUCAGAUUUCUAGUGUCAGCUAAACUAGAUGUUACCUCGUAUGUUGCUGUGAGACUUUGUGUGAACAAAAUAUUAUAUGAUUUGUGAAACGUGAAA
Messenger RNA from Oryza sativa Japonica Group (Japanese rice), 1888 nucleotides. RefSeq names its product MDIS1-interacting receptor like kinase 1. Gene Ontology annotation, cellular component: membrane. The record is from RefSeq and is a predicted model, not a curated record. Gene Ontology annotation, molecular function: ATP binding; protein binding; protein kinase activity. Gene Ontology annotation, biological process: protein phosphorylation. Lineage: Eukaryota; Viridiplantae; Streptophyta; Magnoliopsida; Poales; Poaceae.